AUCGCGAAACGAGACGACACAACUCCCGCCCCGCGCGAACAUACGCGAGCUGCGUUUAUGCAACCGAGUGUUAACCAAAACAAAUAAGUCAGGAUGAGUGGUGUAUGGUGUCGCGGACUGGUGGGACUGAUGCUGGUGGCUGUAGGAGCUGCGAUCGAGAUGUACUAUGAGUUGCCGGCUAGGAAUGCUGCCGAAGACCUGGAUUAUCAGAACUACAACGACGUUUACACACUGCCGCUGUCGGUGGAGCAGAAGCUGUCACCAAAAGCUGCAGACCAGGACGUCAUGAUGUACAAGAUCCUCAGGAUGCUGCAAAUGGACUCCCCUGAAUACUACUCUAAUCGAAUACCAGAAAUACGCGACAGUCGGAACCAGGUUACAGACUUCAGUGGAGGCAUGGUGAUGAAGAGGCUAUCGGGCUUCGUGUCAAGGCCGGAAAGGUUCAGGUUCCGACCUCAGUUCCGAAGCGCCGACGACAGUCAGAAGACCAAGAAAGAAGGCAAGCCCAUAGGUUCAAAUCAGAUAUGCUAUUUCAAGCUGUGCUCAUUCGCGCCGCCGUCGAAGUAAAUGUUGUAAAAGUAAACUGAAGUCGCC
Messenger RNA from Chilo suppressalis (striped riceborer), 594 nucleotides. The record is from the annotation of a GenBank genome assembly. NCBI's taxonomy places the organism in Eukaryota, Metazoa, Arthropoda, Insecta, Lepidoptera, Crambidae.